Messenger RNA from Terrapene triunguis (Three-toed box turtle), 2117 nucleotides. Its product is annotated as putative RNA polymerase II subunit B1 CTD phosphatase RPAP2. Gene Ontology annotation, cellular component: cytoplasm; nucleus. Gene Ontology annotation, molecular function: RNA polymerase core enzyme binding; RNA polymerase II CTD heptapeptide repeat phosphatase activity. Bases 88 to 1944 code for a protein of 618 amino acids. The transcript has 13 exons. Lineage: Eukaryota; Metazoa; Chordata; Testudines; Emydidae. The record is from RefSeq and is a predicted model, not a curated record.
GCCGCCCCGGAUCGAGCCCCGUGUGCCCAGUCUCAGGCUCCGCCUCCCCCGGCGCCGCGGCGGGUGAGAGGUCAGGCGGGAAGGGCGAUGAUGAUGGCGGCGGCGGAGCAGCUGCGGGUCGGUGUGAAGGCGAGAUCCAGCCGGAGACGCGCAGGAAAUAAACAAUCAAGUAUUUUGAAAAAUGAAGAUGUAGCACAAAGGAGGGCAGCACUUGAGGCUGCUAUUAGAAAGAAGUUUGAAUAUGAGAAAAAAGCUCUGCGUGUUGUUGAACAGCUAUUGGAGGAAGAUAUUACAGAAGAGUUCCUCGUGAAUUGUGGAAGUUUUAUUACCCCAUCUCACUAUAAGGAUGCUGUGGAGGAGCGUUUUAUCAUCAAACUCUGUGGCUAUCCCUUAUGUCGAAAUGGGCUAGAAAAUGUGCCAAAACAGAAGUACAGAGUUUCAACAAAAACAAACAAAGUUUAUGAUAUUACAGAAAGAAAGUGUUUUUGCAGCAAUUUUUGUUACAGAGCAUCUAAAUAUUUUGAAGCUCAGAUUCCCAAAAGUCCAGUGUGGAUGCGAGAAGAAGAAAGACCACCAGAUAUAGAACUGCUGAAGGAGGGGCAAAGUGGCCAGUCUGGGGAAGAAGUAAAACUACAUGAUGAAGUCAUUAAAGUCUCAGAUAUUGAAAAUCCUAAGACAUCAGCAAGCCAGUGUGACUCUGCUUCCCAUGGCACAUACAGUGACAGCAGCAGUGAUACUGAACAAGAAUUUGUUUCCUCUAUUCUACCAGAAAAUCGAUCAAAUGCAACCAGUCUGGUGCAACCAUUGCACAAAAAAAGUAUACUCAAAAAGAAGCCUGGUCAAAAUAUAAACUCCACGCAUAGAGAUGGAGACCAUAGAGUGAUAAAUGUCACCGAACAAUUAAGUGAGUGCAAAUUAGAUAUCCAGGAAAAAAAGAGUUCUUGUUCUGUUACUGGCAUUUCUUCAGACAUUAUUAUAUCAGAAAACUUAAAAAAUCCAGAAAACUAUGAAAGUAGGUGUAAUGGUUCACAAGUAGUUUUGCUAGGUGUGAGCAAAGAGGGGGCAGAACAACUCAAAAAAAUACUUGCUAAAUCAAAGCAGCAUAUCAAACCUGAAAUGAGUGCACCAGUUGAUUCCUUUACUGCUACACGUAAUGUGUUAGAUGUGCUUAAGCAGACUUUUAUUGAAUGGAGAACUGAAGAAACUUACAAGUUUCUCUGUGGAUCCAGCUAUGCUACUGUACACUUACCAGAACACACAUCAGCUGUCAACUGUGAGAAAGAAGAACUUGAUGAGGAUGACUUAGAAACAGCAGAUGACCUUAAUGACGCUGCUGCUGCUACAAGGGAAUCUAAAAACAGUUUGAACCAGUCUUUGCCUUUUGGGGGCACAGGUGCAACAGUUAAACCUUUGCCUAGCUAUGAAAAACUAAAAGAAGAAACAGAACUAUUAGGACUAAGAGUAAAGGAAUUCUAUAAAGGAAAAUGCCUCUUGACUGAAGAAGCAACAACACAGGUGGAAGGAGCAGAGCAUCCUAGCAGUGUUAAAGAUGACCAGCAGGGUGAUCCCAUCCUCCCGCUUGUAGAUUCUCAUGCCCAAAUGCAGAUUCGAAAGCAGAUUGUACUUGAAAAAUUGAGGAAAGUAUUGCCUGCAGUUUUGGGUCCUCUUCAGAUUACACUAGGUGAUGUUUACAUGGAGCUGAAAAAUCUUGUCAAAACUUUCAGGUUAACAAAUACAAAUAUUAUUCACAAAAUGCCGGAAUGGACCCUAAUUGCUGUUGUGUUGUUAUCAGCGUUGUCACAGAUUAUUCCAGUCUUUGCAAAUUCUCAACAGAGUCCAGUAUAUACACAGUUCCUGUCCACGUUACUUGAAGAAUUGCAUUUCAAUAAAGAAGAUCUUGGAAGUUUAACAAGAAUAUUUAGACAUGACAGCAUGCCUGAAUGAAUGAUGAUGAUCUCAAACCUCUUCUUUUGCACCUGAAGUCAGUAUUGAAGUAUUGCUAUAGUGAACAAUAUUUUUUUUUCUUUUGAGAGUUGAAAUUAAGCAUUUUACUUUGCAUCCUGUACUUUCACAUCUGUUUCUUAUGAAGGUGUUCUGAAAUCUUUUUGGACAAGCUA